Messenger RNA from Colius striatus (speckled mousebird), 2401 nucleotides. RefSeq names its product Jun proto-oncogene, AP-1 transcription factor subunit (gene JUN). Gene Ontology annotation, molecular function: DNA-binding transcription factor activity, RNA polymerase II-specific; transcription factor binding; RNA polymerase II cis-regulatory region sequence-specific DNA binding. The record is from RefSeq and is a predicted model, not a curated record. Gene Ontology annotation, cellular component: transcription regulator complex. Gene Ontology annotation, biological process: regulation of cell population proliferation; regulation of cell cycle; regulation of transcription by RNA polymerase II. Lineage: Eukaryota; Metazoa; Chordata; Aves; Coliiformes; Coliidae. Bases 964 to 1908 code for a protein of 314 amino acids. The transcript has a single exon.
GGGGGGGAACGGGACGGCAGGACGCGACGAGAGACCUAAAGCCGCCGGCGGAGCGCAGCCCCGCUGCCGCCUGACCGCAGGGACCAGCCGAAAAACAACCUAAGGGACGCGCAAGUAAACAGGGAGAGGCCAUGGUUUGCGGACGGCGACCGCAGCGGAGCGAGGGGUCCGAGCGGCACCCCCGCCCCUCCGGCGAGCCGUUGGUACGUGGCCUCUGAGGAGGCGCCGCCGGCGGCCAACCCCGCGCGCGCGCUGGACGCGGUAACCAGAUAUUCAAAAACAAUACGUCAGCCCACAAUGCCCCGAGCCGCCGCCAGCAUUACCUCAUCCCACAAGGCCCCGCGCCCGCGCUGAGAAGCUUCUAGGGGCGGGGUGACCAUGGCGACCGGCUGAUAUGCACCGGGCCGGGCCAACGGCCCGCCUCCCCCGGGAGAGGCGGUGGCAGCCAAUGGGGAGCCCGCGGGGUGACAUCAUGGGCUAUUUUUAGCGGGCUCCCGGUCGCUGAUAAGUGAAGGGCUCCACGCCGGGAGCGGGCUCAGAGCGCGGGGCAGGCGGUAGCGUGACUCCGGCCGCCGAGUGGAGGCGAGCAGAGCGCGGCCAGCACAGCACGAGCAGUGCGGAGCCGGGGAGGGGAGCAGGAAGGCGGGGAAAAGUACUUGUGGCGGCGGAGCAGCGUUCCGGCCCCGCGGCAACAGCAGCAGGAGGGCGGCGAGGCGUCCCGCCGAAACCCCGCGCCGCCAGGCCAGGCGGACUCUCAGUGCGGCGGCGUCAGGGAUCGCGGGCCCGGCCCGCGCCGGGAGGACUCUCCGCGCCCCGGCGAGAAGUAAGGCUCUGCUUUCUCUUUUCUCCCUCCCUGCGCGGCCGGGAGGGUUGGGGUGGCCGCGCGGAGCGGGGCGCAAGCGGCGGCCGGGCAGCUUCUCCGCGCUGCCGCAGCUCCCGGCACCACUCCGCGGACUCUGUUCUAUGAGUGCAAAGAUGGAGCCUACUUUCUACGAGGAUGCCCUGAAUGCCAGCUUCGUGCCGCCGGAGAGCGGCGGGUAUGGAUAUAAUAACGCUAAAGUACUGAAGCAGAACAUGACGCUGAACCUGUCCGACCCAUCCAGCAACCUGAAGCCGCACUUGAGGAACAAGAACGCCGACAUCCUCACCUCUCCCGACGUGGGGCUCUUGAAACUGGCCUCGCCUGAACUGGAGCGGCUCAUCAUCCAGUCCAGCAACGGGUUAAUCACCACCACGCCGACCCCGACGCAGUUCCUCUGCCCCAAAAACGUUACCGACGAGCAAGAGGGGUUUGCGGAGGGCUUUGUGAGAGCCUUGGCGGAACUGCACAACCAGAACACCCUGCCUAGCGUCACCUCUGCCGCUCAGCCCGUGAACAGUGGCAUGGCACCUGUGUCCUCCAUGGCCGGCAGCAGUAGCUUCAAUACGAAUUUGCACAGCGAGCCCCCGGUAUAUGCCAAUCUCAGUAACUUCAACCCCAACGCGCUCAACUCUGCACCGAACUACAACGCAAACAACAUGGGCUACGCACCUCAGCAUCACAUAAACCCCCAGAUGCCGGUGCAGCAUCCCAGGCUUCAGGCUUUGAAAGAAGAACCUCAGACUGUACCUGAAAUGCCAGGGGAAACACCUCCCCUGUCCCCUAUUGACAUGGAGUCACAGGAGAGAAUCAAAGCUGAGCGAAAACGCAUGAGAAACAGAAUUGCGGCAUCUAAGUGCCGGAAAAGGAAGUUGGAAAGGAUUGCCAGGUUGGAAGAAAAAGUGAAAACUUUGAAAGCCCAGAACUCAGAGCUGGCAUCCACUGCCAACAUGCUCAGAGAACAGGUUGCACAGCUUAAGCAGAAGGUCAUGAACCAUGUCAACAGCGGGUGCCAGCUAAUGCUAACACAACAGUUGCAAACGUUUUGAAGAGACUGACUUAAAUGAGAACUAUGAUGUUGUGGUAUAACUGAAACAAAACACCCAAAGUGGCAGAGGCAUAAAGCUCAUGGUAAAAGCUGAAAGGCUGAUCCUGCCUGUGCUCUGCGAAGCGCAUGUGUGGAGAGACUGGCGAGCCUUCAGCUUGAGUUAGUCAUGAAGCGGCCAGCACUGCUCUGAGAAGGGCUGUUCCUGCUCAGAUGAGACGUCAGAUCUUCGUUUAACAUUGACCAAGACCUGCAUGGACCUAACAUUCGAUGAUCAUUCAGUAUUAAAGGUUAAACUGCAAUAGAAACUGUAGAUUGCUUUAUGUAGUAUUCCUUAAGAAAAAAAAAAGUGGGAGGGAGGUUUGUGGGAGGCUGAUAAACAAAAAAGAACUCUUCUGCCUGCCUUCAAGUAAAUUGUGUAUGUACAUAUCUUUUUUUUAUUUUAUUUUAUGAAAGUUGAUUAAUGUCAAUAAACUACUUCAUGACUUUGUAAGUUA